Microtus ochrogaster (prairie vole) is the source of this 3002-nucleotide messenger RNA. RefSeq names its product LAS1 like, ribosome biogenesis factor (gene Las1l). The transcript is spliced from 13 exons. The record is from RefSeq and is a predicted model, not a curated record. The coding region runs from base 950 to 2806 and encodes 618 amino acids. Lineage: Eukaryota; Metazoa; Chordata; Mammalia; Rodentia; Cricetidae.
UGUAAGCUCAUGGAUGUAGCUGGUGGCUUGGGCACCGAUGAACUUAGACUGCUCUAUGGCAUGGCUUUGGUCAGGGUUUCAUCAUGUAGCUUCUAUUGGUCUACAGCUCACUUUGUAACUGAGGCUGGCUUCCUACUCCAAGGUGAUCCUCUUGCCUCUGCCUCCCUAGUUGCCAUUGUUCCCAGCUCAGUGGUUCAUUGCUGUAAUUUAUUGUGGAUUGUCCAACCAUCUUAUCAUACCAUCACCACCACACAUACAGAGGGGACUGGGCUGGGCUCCUUGAACUACUUCUUUUCCUUUUCUCUCCCCUCUGAAAGCUGAACGGUUGCUGAAUUGUGGAAGAAAAGACACAGGCUGGGAGCUUCCAAUUGAACUGAAUCAUAGUGGUUCUGAGAAUUUCAUACAUUUUGGGGCAAGGGUUGCCGCUGAAGUUUUCUCAUACUUCAAAGCUUUAUAUAUUUCCACUAUCUGUCUUGAUGUUUUCCCCUUUGUCCUCUGUUUCUGUCAUUUAUCUGUUCCCCAUGUGAUGCAGUCAUUUGUUCUUAUAUCUAUAGCAUAUUGUGUUCUAUCGUAUGUCACGAUUAUUCCAGACCAAGUUUGCCAAGACCAGAACAGUGUCUUACUUAUCUGUAUUGUUUCAGUACAUAGCAUAGUCCCCAGUCAAUGUUGGGCUGAGUGGAAAUGUCCCUGCUUUGGCUGACACCAAUCAUAAGAACAGGCCAGUCAGUAAAAAGAUUGUAGAAAUACAAGAUAUCAGUAACUUUACAAGGAAUUUUGAGUGAAACAGGUUUUUAUACUCUACCACUUAUUUCUUUCCCAUCCCAGGUUUGUGAAUCUUAUCUCAGAGAGGAAGACCAAAUGUUCUAACCUCCCCCUCAAGUACCUGGCUCAGGAGGUGAACAUUCCAGACUGGAUUGUUGAACUUCGCCACAAGUUGACCCACAAGAAAAUGCCUCAUAUAAAUGACUGCCGCAGAGGUUGCUACUUUGUCCUGAAUUGGCUCCAGAAGACAUACUGGAGCCGUCAACUGGAGGAUACCCUGAAAGAGACCUGGGAGUUGGAAGACGACCAGAUAGAGCCAGAAGAACACCAAGAAGUGGAAGGUGAAACUAUUGUUGAUGUUGUAGUAGAAGCAGAAGUAGAAGCAGAGCCGGAGCCAGAGCCUCAGGAGGAUGACAAAGAUGAAGAGCUGCCUGUUGAGGACAAUGUGAACGAUAAAGACAAGAAAGAGGCAGAUUCUCCUCCAGAACCCAGUCCAAGAUAUAAAGAGCUGUACGAAAAAGCACGGGAAUUGCUGGUAUCAUAUGAAGAGGAGCAGUUUAAGGUGCUGGAGAAAUACAGGCAUUUACCUCAGGCUGUUAAGGUGUGGAACAACCUUUCUCCGUGUGUACAGUGUAUCCUGGAAGAACUCAAAAGCAUUACAUGGGAGAACAGGGAUGCUGUGCUGGAUGCUUUUCUGGACGAAGGCUUCCUUAUCCCCACUUUCGAGCAGUUGGCAGCUUUGCAGAUAGAGUAUGAAGAUGGUCAGACUGAGGUCCAGAAAGGGGAAGUUACUGAACCAAAUUCACACAAAAACAUCAACUUGAGUGACGUCUUGGUGCCAAAGCCAUUCUCUCAGUUCUGGCAGCCACUGCUCAGGGGCCUGCACUCCCAGACCUUCACACAGGCCCUGCUGGAGAGGAUGUUCUUUGAGUUGUCUACCUUGGGGAGCACUGGGAUCCGGUCUACCUACAUCCUUAGAUGGACUGUUGAACUGAUCGUGGCCAACACCAAGAUUGGACGGAAUGCCCGGAAGUUUUCUGCAAGCCAAUGGGAAGCAAGAAAGAGCUGGAGGCUGUUCAACUGUUCUGCCUCCCUUGAUUGGCCCCAGGUGGUUGAGUCCUGCUUGGGCUCACCUUGCUGGGCCAGUCCCCAACUCCUUCAGCUAGUCUUCAACGCCAUGGGACAGGUCUUGCCCGAUGGGGAGCAGGAGAAGCUGCUGCGUGUCUGUUCCAUUUAUACUCAGAAUGGAGAGAAUGGUGUGGCAAAGACAAGUGUAGGUUCCUCUUCCGCUGGGAAAAGUCCAUACACAUUGGAUACCUUACAUCAGGACCCAAAACCAUCUGGUGCCAACUGUGAGUCUGAAGAAAAUACUCAACAGAAGGAUCAAGGCAGCCUUAAGGAUGCCAAGCAAGGGGAGGAAAAGGAGAAUGAGGAGGAGGAGGAGGAGCAGGAGAAUGAGGUGGAGCAGGAUGAGGAUGAGGAACAGGAGCAAAAGGUCUUUCAAGAUCAGAUGGAGGAAGAUGUAGAGGAAAGUUAUGACUUGAUAGAGGAAGAAGAGGAAGUGGAUGAGGAUGAAGAUGACGAUGAUGAUGAUGACGAUGACGAAGACGACGAUGAUGAUGAAGACAGAAUGGAGAUGGAGGCUUUCUCUCUCAUGAAGGAAUCCUACGAUUUUGAGAAUACUAGGGUCAUGUCCUGGAAAAGGGAAGCUUUGCAGGGUUCAGCAUGGCAAGUAAGCUCUGAAGAUGUGCGAUGGGGUGCAUUCCCUAUAGGCCGAAUGCCAGGUCAGACUGACGACCCAACAGAACUUUUGUUGGAUAAUUACGACACCAUGUAUCUUUUGGACCAACCUGUACUCGAGCAGCGGCUAGAAGCCCCAAAGUCCAGGAGUAGCGCUUUGAGCCUAAGUUGUUGUGGAGGCAGUAGCAACUCUAGCAGCAGCAGCAGUAGCAGCAGCAGCGGCGGCGGUAGCGGCAACUUGGAGGGCCUUCUCUGGAACCAGGGACAACUGCAUGGGCUCAAAGCUGGCCUGCAGCUCUUCUGAUGACUGUCCUUAUGCAAGUGGCCUUGAAGCCCCGCUAUAUUUCACAGCCCAGAGUCCAUCCAUGGUACAGACUGAACAACCUGGGAAAUAGUUCAGAUCAGCUGUAUCAAUUUAGCUUUCCACCGCAAUAGAAAUUUGAAUAUUUCUCCAGAUUUUCUGUUUUGUUUUGAAAAAUAAUAAACAGAUUUUUUGUCAU